Messenger RNA from Ostreococcus tauri, 1311 nucleotides. Its product is annotated as unnamed product. NCBI's taxonomy places the organism in Eukaryota, Viridiplantae, Chlorophyta, Mamiellophyceae, Mamiellales, Bathycoccaceae. The record is from RefSeq and is a predicted model, not a curated record. The transcript has a single exon. Bases 1 to 1311 code for a protein of 436 amino acids.
AUGGCGCUCGAGCGCCCCACCGCGGAGUCCGCGCCGUUGCUCGCCUCCGCGACGCGCGCGUCGGCGCCGGGAGACGACGAGAGACUCGACGCCGUCGUCGUCGAUGCGUCCGCGGCGUGGGUGUUGCGCGACGCCGCGGGCGAUCGCGUGGACGACGCGUCCGACACCGCGUCCGGGACCGCGGCGUCGCGCCCGCGCGCGCGCGCGCUCGCGGUGGCGCUCGCGGUGGCGCUCGCGGUGGCGCUCGCGGUGAUGGGGACGACGGGGACGCGCGGCGGGCGGACGGGCGGAUGGGCGACGGCGACGGCGACCCUCGGCGCGCGGACGGAAGCCAUGCUCGGACAGGAGCUGCCGGCGAACGAUCGCGUGGAGGGUAAGGGUAUGCCGGUUUUUUUACACGUCCCGAAGACGGGGGGGACGUCGAUCGAGAGCGCGCUCGGGUGGCACGGGAUCGCGGCGGGGAUGUGUCACUUGAAGCACCUCGGAGGGUAUCGCGCGCCGAGGCCGUACGAGCUCCGGGGAACGCUGAAAGACGCGGGGUGGGAGCCGUGGCACACGCCGCCGGCGAAUUUCGUCCAGGACUCGUGGAUGAUCGUGAGAAAUCCCUACUCCAGGGCCGCGAGCGAGUUCGUGUACGCGGCGAUGACGAGAAAGGCGCAGGACGCGACGUUUCACAAGUUGACGCCGGGAUAUAGAAACACAAACUGCGUGAGCUUUCAAGCCGCGGUGCAGGAUAUGCUCGGACCGAUGGCUGAAAAUGGGCUGUUGAAGUGCUACAGGGACGUGGAUUACACCGUCCAAGGCAUGAACGCGUGCGACACGAAGAAUCAAGGAACUGGUUUGUCGUCGCACCACGUCCCGCAGAGCGUCAUGGGCUCGUGCGCGCAGCGCGUCUUCUCUUACGAGAAAUGCCUGAGCAACGAAGAGGGACAGUGCCCGGACCCGCGAACGGGAGCGAUGCAGGAUAACAUCUUGAAGUUCGUGCACGAUCGUUACUCCAAGGAUGUCAACUUUGACGAAAAGAUCAUGAGUUGGAACCCGGCGGUGCCGCACCCGGACCUGGAGGCGUGCUGGGAGGACUUUGAUCCCGUCGUUCUCAAGGCGUUUAACGCGAUUUACGCCGCCGAUUUCAAAAAAUUCGGCUACUCGAUGAUUCAACCGAAACCUAACGCCGUGGACGGUAACUCUACGUUCGAAGAGGCCGCGCACGAGACGUUCAAGCCGUCGCACGCGAGUCUGGGCGAGCUGGAAAAGCGCCUGACGAAGGACGAUUACAUCGUCUCCCUCGCCGGACCGAGGUGUCCGUUCUGA